AUGGUUUUCGAAGGUAUAAUAGCAGAAGUCAUAGAUAGAUUUCUGGGAUCUUUUCUUCAAGAAGUAACUAAAAAACAAUUAAAUAUUGGUUUAUUUAAUGGAAACGUUGUUCUUAAAAAUAUCGAAGUUAAACCCGAGGCGUUUAAAGCCUUUGAUUUGCCCUUAUCGGUAAAUAGAGGUGUGGUUGGUCGAUUAACAGUAAAAGUCCCCUGGACUCAAUUAAAAUCUGAAUCAGUGGUUGUGCAUCUUCAAGAUAUCUAUAUCUUGGCAUCAUCAUCAUCAACAAACUACAGCAGCGAUGACGACUCUUCAUAUCAAUCUGACGACGAAAGUUUAGGAAGUGAAAGUCUAUCUUAUGACACAUCUGGCGAUAAAUUUCUAAAAUUUUUAAAACUUGAUAAAAAGCAAAAAAAUAAAGAAAAAGAAAAAGAAAAAGAAGAGGAUACAGAUCAAUUAGCAGAGCUAGGUGAUAUGGAAAAUCUCAAUAUAAAUGAAGAGGAUUCAUCAUUAUCUACAGAAAAGUCAUCGAAAAAAAAGAAGGGUGAUUCGUUUAAAGAAAAAUUAAUCAGUAAAAUUAUAAAUAAUUUACAAGUAGUUAUAGAAAAAGUACACAUUAGAAUUGAGGAGCGUAGAAACAAUAGAAAUAUAGCAAUUGGUUUGUGUUUAGAUAGACUUUUCGUUCAAAGUACUGACGAUUUUUGGAACCCUACUUGGAUAGAGUCAUCAUCAUCAUCACCUGAUUCAAUAAGUGUCUUAAACAAACUAGCAGAUUUAUCAAAUCUAUCAAUAUAUUGUGACCAUGAUCAAGAACCAAUGGGUAAUUUAUCAACUAAAGAUCUUAUACAAGCUCUAAGGGAUAGUAUUCCGACAAGUAAAGACCCUUUAAAUCAUCACAUGCUUUUACACCCACUUUCCGCAAAUUUACGUUUAAAGAUUCAUCAAGUUGGUUCAAUUUUACAAAAUAUAACUAGAAUUGAUAUUGAAUCAAUAAUUGAAGAAAUUGGUUUAAGUUUAGAGCCUCAACAAUAUAGUUCACUAUUAAGUAUUUUGGAAAAUAUAAGUGAAUUUGUAAAUGAAAUUAAAGAAGACAAACAAAACAAUAAGAGUGCAUUUGAAAGUAUAAUAAAAAAAUCAUUUAUAAAUAAAGAGAAAGAAAAAGAAAAAUCAGAAAAGGAAAAGGAAAAGGAAAAAGAAAAGGAAAAAGAAAAGGAAAAAGAAAAGGAAAAAGAAAGGGAAAAAGAAAAAGAAAAAGAAAAAGAAAAGGAAAAAGAAAAGGAAAAACUAAGAAUUGAAGAUAAAGAAAAGGACAAAGAUAAAAUUUUAAAAAAAGAAAAAGAAAAGGAAAAGGAGAGAUUGAAGGCUGAAGAGAAAAAGAAAAAAGAAAAAGAAAGAGAAGAAAAGAAAAAGAAAAAGAAAAAAGGUGCAAUAGAUUUUGAGGUUGAAAUACCAAGAAACUCAUCAACAGAUUCAUUAUCAUCUUUGAAUAAGCCAACCACCGAAGCAAUACAACAACAAGUAUAUGACACAAUAGGAUACAAGCCAAAUGCCGUUAAAGAUAGUACAAGCUCAUUGGGUCCUCCAUCAACUAACUCUUCAUCAGUUAUUUCGCCAUCAGUUAGAUCAAAGUCUUCAAGACAAUUACAAUCCCAACAAAGAGAAUUGUCAAUGAAUUUUACAAUUAAAACUAUUCAUGUUAGACUAUUAAGUGAUAAACCAGAGGAAGAGCUUGAUAAUGGCCAAACUCCAUUGAUAUAUGGUGAUAUUUCAGGUAUACAAUUAUCACUAUUCAAGAAAGCCAAUGACAUGCAACUAGAUACUCAAAUUAAAUCAAUUAAAUUAUCAGGUAUUUGGGUACAAAAUGAACAAUUUCCAGAUAUGAUUUCCUCCAGUACGCUUAGUGAAAAUUGGCUAAACUUUCAAAUGAGCAUGUCCCCAAUUAUAGAUGCAAAUACUCCAACAUCAAUGUCUCCUCCUCAAGUUGGUAGCAAAAAGAAGAGAUUACCUCCUCCACCAAAAAAUAUAUCAAUUAUGAUCGAUGUUAAACCUUUUUUCUUUGUUUUAAAUAGUGCAGCUCUUUUACGUUAUCUUCAAUUAAUUACACCAGGUCAUACUAUUGAUUUAUCUGGUUUAAUUUCUUCAAAAAAGAAAACAACUGUUUCAAAGAAUAAAGUUAAUAUGUCAAUUAUAUCUCAAUCACCUACUGUAAUAAUACCCAUUUCGUCAAUCGAAGAAAUGAACAAUGAUAAUAAUAAUAAUAAUAAUAAUAAUAAUAAUAAUAAUAAUAAUAAUAAUAAAAAUAGCAAUAAUAAUGUAAAAUCAAAUAAAAAUAACUAUAAUGGUAUUGCUCAAGAAAAUUCAGUAUUAAUUUUAGAUUUUGGUAAAAUUUCAUUAGAAAUGUUACCUCCUUCAGCAGAACCAUCCCAAUCACCAAAUGAGAAUAAAGAAACUGUAGAAUAUCAAAAUUUCCAAAUUUCAACUAUGAAUAUUAAAACAAUUUUAACCAAACCCCCAUCAUUAACUUUAACAGAAGGAUUAAGAUCGAGAAAUCCGUUGACACAUCCAUCGUUCAAAGAAGAUAAUAGAAUUGAAAAUUAUUGCAACCAAAGAACUGAAUUUGAUAAAACUUUCUUUGAAACCUCUUUAAUUGUACAUAUGAAAAAAAGAAAGAAUAAUCAACCAGAUUACGACAAUCCAAAAGUUAUAAUGAAGGUGAAUUUCCCAUUUUUUAGAAUUUACUUUUCACCAUAUUCAUUUUACCAACUUAGACUAUUUAUUUUCCAAUUAAUGGUAGAAAUCCGAAGGGUAGAAGAUGCGUUUAUAUCCUCCUUCCAAUUUAAAUUACAAAAAAAUCAAACUACUAAACAAACUUUAUCACCAAAUAAAUCAAAUAACAACUCAACACCAACAAUAACAUCUGCAUCACCAAGUAUUAUAAAUUCAACAUCAUCACCAAAACCAAAAAGACAAUGGUUAUCAACUUCAACCAAUACAUUACGUACAUCAUUUAAUAAUUUACUAAACCACACAAACAACCACAAUACCACCCCUAUCACAGAAUCAACUACCUCCUCCACCAGCAGUGAUGAUGAAUUAAAAGAAAUUUUAGCUUUAAAAAAACGUGACAUUGUAUUUUCAAGUUACGUUGUUUUUGAUGAUAUCAAUAUUAUCGUUACAAAUUUAUUAAAUCUAUCAUCAACUGAUAACAAACCACUACUACAUAUCAAGUCUAAUCAACUUAUUAGUAAUCUUAAAGUAGAAAAGAGUAAUCAACAAGAUACAACAGUAAUUGGUGAUUACAAAUUUUCAGAUAUGAAUAUUUAUAGAUCUAAAGAGCAAGGGGAUGAAAACUUUACAGACGAAGAUAUUGUUAUUUCCUCAGAUAUUAGUAAAUUUAAAAUCCCAAUUCCAGAUUUCCACCCAAUCUAUCAAUCUAUUCUUCAUGGUACCAUCUACCACAAUAAACAAAUGAUUCCAACAUAUGAAAAACUUUCAAAAGUUGUUAUCAAUUUGGGUUUUACUUACUGUAACUUUACACCACAAAUUUUAGGCAAUAUAAUUGAAGUUGUUCAAAUGAUUGUUCUUGUAAAUAGAAAAGUAACGCAAUCCGUACAAUCAUCAUCACUAGAUUUACUAAAGAAGCGAUCAAUUAGAACUGGGUUAAAUAAAGUAUUAAUUUUAAUUUCGGUACAGGGUAUUAAAUCGGUAUUAAUUUCAGAUAGUGAAUCACCAUCACUUGUUGGCAUUGUAAAUCAGUAUAAUCAACCUAAAGAAAUCAAUAUCGCAAGAUUAGACAUGAAAGAAGUAGAUCUAGAAAUCACCAAGCUUAGCGAUAGAUUAAUUUUAGAUAUUUUUGUAGAAGGGUUUGAAUUGUUUGAUAUCAUCACACAUAUAAAAAACUCUAACCAUCUCUAUAGAAAGGCUUUAUCAAACUAUGACGAUACAAAUCUACUACUAUCAUUUAAAUAUGAACGUAUUAGAAAAUUAGCUAAUGGUCCGUUAACAAUAUUAGAAGCAGAUGUUAAUAGAUUCCAGAUUUAUUUAUUACCAACCUUUUUAAAUAUUCUUAAAGAUUAUAUUUUGGAUUUAUUCCAAUACAUUCCAGGCAUUAUUAAAAGUGGUAACAGUAAUAAUAACAGUAACAGUAACAACUCAAACUCAAACUUAAAUAAGGGUAAUAGUGUCGAAAAAUAUAGAAAGAGAAAGAAAUUAAAGAUUAAUGCAGUUAUGGAGUCUCCAUAUUUGGUUAUACCAGAGAAUGAGUUUUCAAAGAGUCAAUUAAUAUUAGAUUUGGGUAGACUAAGAAUCAACAACGAAUUUAUCAAUAACGAAACACUCGCAUUGUUCCACUUUGAUUUAGAAAGUUUAAACAUCAAGACCAUUCACUACAAUUAUGAAGAUGAGACUAAAGAAAUUUUAAAAGAUGUAGUAGAGAAUUAUAUAUUGACAGAUUUGAAACUAUCAGUCGAAAUGACCAGUGUAUUAGUAUGGAUAGAUGACGAUUUAGCCAAUGCCAAUGUCUUACCACCCCCAAGACUAUCACUUUCAAUUGUUUUAGGCGACUUGUUAUUUAGAAUUAAUCAAAAAGAUGUUUUAUUCUUAAUGAAUAGAAUACUCUCAUUGGUCGGUAUCCUAAAAUCUGUUAAAGUUGAAAUGGCAAAUCUAAAAAAGAAAAAGAACACAACCAUCAAAAUACCAUCACCCAAACUCUCUUUGAUGUCACCAUUAAGAAAAUCCACCACAUCUCCAUUCAAACGAUUUAUACCAACAAAGGUGGAUGAUGGUUUCAAAACUGCAGUACCAAAAAAUCUACUAAAGAAACAGUUAGAAUCCCAUUUCCAACAACAUAUUUUAGAGCAACAACAAAAGCAACAAGAAUUUAUAGAUCAGCAACCACUCCAAACCAAAACACCCAGUUUUAAUUGGUUAAAUAGAAUGAAAUUAAAGUUAAAUUUAAAUAUUGGAGCAAUUCGUUUAUACAUGGAAGAAAUAGGUGCUUUGUUUUAUAUUAAAGAUACCCAUUUCAAAUCAGAUAUAGGUUUUAAUAACUAUAAGCAAACAAUUGUUUCAAUUGGUAAGCUAUAUUUAUUCUUUAACCAAUCCUACCAGCUUUCUCCAAACCUUUCCACCGAUGCAAUUAUCAACGAUCCAAAUGUUUAUGAACAGGUUAUUUCUUUAAAAGACAAUUCAGUUACCAAUACAUUAGAAGUCAACUUUUCGACAAUUUCAACUACCGCAGAACAGGUCUAUAGCCAAUCGCUAUUCAAACAUAAACCUGUAUCAUCUAAAGAUAAAGUUCACCCGUUUGAUUCCGAGUUAAAUUUAACCCUUAGACAAAUCCAAAUUACACUAUCACUAAAAUUCCUAUCUUCAAUUUUAGAAUUUGUUACACCAAUAAUCAACCAUGUAUUUGAACAAAAGAAAAUAAAACAAGAACUCCAAGACAAUCAACUUAAAUUAUCAUCACCACUCGUAAUGACACCAUUAUCAUUAUCAACCUCAACAUUGGAACCAAUGGACUAUAAUCCUAGUAUAAAAUCCAGUGAUGGUGGUAAUGAUUUCAUUAAUAAUCAAGCACCAAUCAUUGGUAGCCGUCAACCACAAAUUAAUAGAAUAUUUAAAAAAGAAAACUCAAUUGUUAUUCCAUUUAUGAAACAUAACAAUAGCUCCGACAAACUAAACGAAGAAGAAGCCACAACAUCAACAACAAUAGAAAAUAAAUCAUUGACAGGUAGUAAUAACCACAAUCAGCAAAAGAAACAAAUUAAAAUCAAAUUAGUGGUUAAUAUUGAAAGUCCUCAAAUUAUUAUUACACUAGGCAAUGAUGCUAUUUUAAUUGAUCUUGGAAAAGUUCAUAUUGAAAAUUUAUUUUAUUUCAAAAACACCAAAGGUAUCGAAUUAAACUAUGAAAGUAUGGAAAUUCAACUAUCAAAUCUAUUUGUAGAUAUAGUUCAAACAUUAGACGACAGUAUGAUAGCAGAACAUCAUGACCUGGUAUUUUCUGAUGCAUACAAUGAUGAGUGCAUCUCCAGAACUCACCUAUUGGAAGAUAUUAAUUUUGUAGUCAAUAUUGAUAUUGUUGAUGAUUUCCAAGAACUUUCAAAUAUUCAAGAUGUUUCUGAUAUUCCAAUUCAAAAAGUUGAUAUACAUUGCAAAUCUGUCAGUUUCCAAAUAAGUUUACACGGUUAUCAAUUGCUAUUAAAUAUCUUAAUCAACUAUAUGUCAACAUAUAAGAAAUAUUUAGAACCUAUUCUCUUAGCAAAGAAAUCAAACUCCAGUGGCACCAGCAACAAAAAGAAAAAGAAAAUUAUAAUCAAUGAUAAAGUUAUUGAAAUUAAAACAGAAAUUUAUAUACAAUUGUCGGAAUUAAGAUUCUCAAUGCUCUUAAACCAUGGUUUAGAAAUGGAGGAUCAAUUGGCAACUUUACAAAUGAACGAUUUAGGAUCAAAUAUUCAUAUUUUAGGCUCAACUAAGACAAAUAUUAAAUGUUUCUUAAAAUCAAUUAGACUAUCAGACACAAGAGUAAAUAGCGAUUCUAAAUUUAUUGAUUUAUUCUGCAGUAAGAAUAUCACCACUUUUGAAGGUCCAUUAAAAGACUCAACUUCAGGUUUUGAGAACAAUGCAUCAAACUCUAAUGAACCUUUGAUUUCUGCAUCUAUUAUUUUAGAUAAAGUUUUAAACCGUUUAGAUAUCGAUGCUAAAAUCGAUAGACCAAGAUUAUAUAUAUCACCAACAAUUGUUUAUAUGAUGGGUAGUUUCUUCCUUGAACCAUACUCAAAAGUAAAAGAAGAAAUUAAAACAAUUUUUAAAAAGAAACCAACUGCAGUACAACCAUCAAACUCUCCAUCUGACACUCUUGCUUUACCAAGCAAAAAGAAGAAUAUUGAUUUGAAAGCAAAUAUUAAUAAAUUAAAAAUUCUUUUGGUCGAAAAUCCAAACUCUGAAGUAUCAAAUCUAGUUAUUGCUAAAUUCUCUGUUGAUGCCACCUUUAAAGAAACCAUGGCUGGUGGCAGUAGAAUUAUUGGUGGUUCCAUUCAAAAUUUCCAAAUGUUUUCAUUUAGACAUUCUAUUGCUAAUGUUUCAAGCUCAAGAGCAGCAUCACUACUUGAUCCAAUAAAUUUGGAUUUCAACUGUAGCUUACUGUUAAUAAAAUCAACCAUUCCAAGCGAAAAGAGUAGCUUAUUAAUUGAUGUAUCCGCAUCGAUUGAUCCAUUUAAUCUUUUCCUAUCAUAUCACGAUACAUUACUAUUGGCAUUAAUAGCAGGUCAAUUAAAAAAAGAGUUCCCAAAACUUUCAAGUAAAAAGAAACAACAGAAAGGCAAAUCUCCAUUGGCUAUUGAAAAAGAGAAAGAGUUAAAGAGAUUAGAAAAGAAGGUUAAUAAUGUAUUAAACGUUAGAUUUAAUGCACCUCAGUUUGGAAUCACUCUGGUCAAUGACUAUAUGGAUCAAAACUUACCAGUCAUUGAUUUAUCAUUUUUCCGUAUCGAUUUCUUGAUGGAAGGUACCAUUGGUGAAAGUUUACAAAUGAAUGUAGACUCCAAAGUAUUGAUCGACUAUUUCAAUAUCAACAAAAUGGCAUUUGAGCCAUUAAUUGAAAAUUGGAAUUUCCAUUUCAAACUUGUUAAGUCAUAUCGUGGUAAAGGACCUUUAACAGCAAUUCAAGUAAACUCUGAUCAGUAUUUAAACAUCAAUGCUACCUACGGUUUUGCUCAUUCACUACUAUCAACCUAUCAUAGCAUUCAAUAUGAUCUAAAGACUACUUUGCCAAUUAUUUCAGGUCUAUUCAAGAGCAAACCCGAACAAUCUACAUUCCAAUUAUCAAACUCAUCCUUCUUAGCGGUUUCAAAUCAAACCACCCCACCUAAUGUUGUAGCUAACAAAAGAAUUUUCUCACCACAUCAAAGAUCUGCUAACAACAGUCCUUUAACCGUUUUAGGUGUUAAUGGUAAUGAUAAUGAUAUCAGUGGCAGAGAUAGUCCAUUUUUCUUCAACAGCCUUAACAAUAAUGGUGGUUUAUCUCCAGAAAUUAUUUUACCCAUUUCAGCAACAUCAUUUAUUCCACAAACCAACACCAACACAUUAAGCUCAACUAGUGCCAGUAUUAACAGAAUUAGAUCAGGUUCAAACUCACCUAAUCCCUUAAACUCUACUUUUGCCUCACCAAACAUGAUCAGUAGCUUUAAUUCUGCUGGUAAUAGACAAAGCCUUAAUGUAUCACCAUUAUUACAACAACAAAUAUUACCACAGCCACAACUAAAUAGUUUACAAACUCCUCAACAAAAAUAUACUUCCAAAACAUCACCAUUAUUACAAACCAUUUCAAUUAGAAAGCUAACAUCAUCAUUCCAUCCAUAUUGGAUCAUUAAUAAGAGCGGUAUCAAUUUAGAAUAUACUAUUAAAGUUCCUGAACAAAAGAAACAAGCAAGCUUCUUUUUAGAAAACGAUCAAAAACAACCCAUUCAAAUCGAAAAUUCAAAAUCAUUAUUAUCUGUAAAAAAGAAUAGAGAUUUCAAAGGUUUUAAAGAUGAAUCAUUAGAUCAAGGUCCUCAUAUUACCAUCAAACUUUCAAAUCACAACAAAAAUGGUAAAACCAAUCAAAUUAAUAAUGCAUCAUCAUCUUCCUCGUCAUCAAAUCCAAUUCCAAUUGGUAGAGUAGGUUAUAGAUUAAUAAAAGUUGGUGGUAAAAAACUUAUAUUUGAAGUAGGUUGGAAUGAAGAUGGUAGCAAAGAAAUAACAAUUAGAUCCAAUGUUCUAAUUAAGAACACUACAAAGAUGAAUAUCGAAGUUAAAUUUAUUAGUAAUAAUAACAACCACCAUAGAGAUACCGUUAAAAUUUUGUUCCCAGACGAAGAGUUACCCGUUCCUUUGCAAUAUAUUAAUUGUAGUAAAUACCUUUCAAUCCUACCAGUUGGGGAUGGUAUAGAAUAUAAACAUCAAAACUCUUUCUCUGACAAUGUACCAUUAGAAGAUAAUGAUAUUCAUUCUCUAUUUAAAAUAUUAACAUGUCCAAAAAUUAUUCCAAAAUCCUCAAACUCCUAUUUUGUUCAGUCCCCCUCCUACCCAAUGACUAGUAAUAACAAUAACAGUAUUAAAUUAGUAUUAUUAAAUAGUAAUAAUGAGUCUUUAAAAACCAUUAACUCAAAUAACAACAAAUCUAAAGAUUUUGAACAAACCUUAUCAAACUUAAUACCACACGAAAUCAAUUUAAGAAAUGAUAAAGAUAAACUAUUGAGAUCAACAGCCUCAUUAAAUACCAAUACAAGUGGUAACAAUUCUCCAAAUAAUCCAUCGUCACCAGCAAUUGCCACUACCAAUAAUAUAACCACUUUAAAUAAUAUUAAUGAUCAAAAUAUUAUUAAAAUUGUUUCGCCAUUAGUCAUCGAAAAUUUACUACCAUGCAAAAUUCAAAUUACCUUAUACGAUGGUGAUAUUCCAUUAGAAACUGCCUCAUUAGAAUCAUGCGAAGAGAUACCAUUUUAUACUCAAGAUCCACGUGUUAGUGUUUAUAUAAAAAUAUCAGGUAUUCCAGGUUUUGUUGGUCAACGUCAUUUAUUAGUAGAUUGCGAUAAAGGUGCCAAACCCAUCAUUAAAUCCAAAAUUAAAUUAGAAGAUCCAAACAAGGUUAUGAAACCAUUAAACAUAAUGAUUGGUAAUCGUGAAGAAAUUGAAGGUAUAAGAAAGCUUAGCCUUUAUUCAGUUUAUUGGAUCAUAAACAAAACUGGUUUACCUAUGGUAUUCGAAAAACCAAAUUUCAUACCAUUACUAAUGUCUAUGGAUAAAGAAUCUAGUAUCCCUCAAAUGAUUGCUCGUUCAAAGAACUCUCAAAAGAUAGAACAACAAAACAGGGACGGUAAAAACCACCAUGCUAAAAAAGACUGUGCUAUUGAUACAAUGAUGAUCCUCUAUAGUAGCGAUCUAUUAUACAUCAAAGUUCCAAAUUCAGAGUGGUCAAAUAUCUUUUCAUUAGAAACCGUCGGUACCAACAACGGUAUUAUAUAUUGUAACGCCUCAGCAAAUGGAAAUAGUGAUGACUACAGAGAGUUUAAUUUCCGUGCCUCCAUUAGCUUGGGUAAGAAUAAAUUACAAAGAACCAAAAUGGUUACAAUAAAUUUUCAAUAUAUUUUGGUAAACUCAAGUGAUAAAACCAUACUAUAUCGUCAAGAAGGCCAGAGCAGAAUCGAAUCCAUUGAAUCUGGCGAGUCAAAACCAUUCCAUUGGCCAAAUAGGUAUGCAGAGAAACUUAUUCAAAUCAAAUUCGAUGAUGACAAUUAUGACUGGAGUGGCUCAUUUGCAAUUGAUGAUUUAGCCGACCUAACCAUUAAAAUGAGGAACUCUUCCUCAAAUCAUAAGCCAUAUUUAGCUCGUGUAGACAUUAGAGAUAAUAACAAUACCCAUACCUCAAUUCAUAUCUAUAAUGAAGAUAAAGAAUUUCCACCAUUUAGAAUUGAAAAUCAAACCCCAAGAGCAAUUAGAUUCUAUCAAUCAGGUUGUAAUAUUAUUGAUACACUUCCAUCAAAUCAAUCUACAAACUAUAUUUGGGAUCAAUUAACUGGAACCAAAAUUUUGAAAGUAGAAAUUUGGGGUUCAAACAGCGAAGCUCCAGCAUCAAUAUUAAAUUGUAAUAUUUUAAAGAUCAAAAACUUUAAACCUGUGAAAAUUGGUGCCAAUACAGUUUAUUCAUAUAUGAAAGUAGAUGGCCCAACUAGAGUAUUGGUUGUCUCAUAUGAAAAACCACCAGACGAUUCAUCAGAAAUUUCUAAUACUAUGGAAAAAUGUAAAUUAGACCUUCAACUAUCACUCCCAAGAAUUGGUGUCUCUUUAAUCGAUCAAAACCCAAAAGAACUAAUUUAUCUUUCACUAAACGAUAUCUCUGUAAAUUUCUCGCUGUCCAAUAUCUUUUCUAGAUUAGAACUUAUCAUUACAAAUAUGCAAAUCGAUAAUCAAUUAAAGAACACUGAUUUCCCAGUAUUAUUUUAUCAUGUCAACAAUUCAAAUAAUUCAUUACAGGAUCCAAAGCCAUUCCUACAUUUCAGCUUUAUCAAAAAUGAAGAAAAAAAGGGUUUGAAAUAUUUUGAAUUAUUAUCCUUAUUAAUUCAAGAGGUAAAUUUAAUGUUGGAUGAUAGUAUUUUAGCUUCAAUCAUAGAAAUGGUUCAAUUGAUUAAGGAAUUAGAUAAAAAUUUUAAGAAACAUAAAGAAAAGAACAAACUAACUUAUCAACAAUCAAAUACUAAUAAUAAUCAGCCACAACAACAACAACAACAACAACACAAUGUUCAAAUUAUUCAAGAUGAUAGUAACUUACCAAUAUUAAACUCACCAAUAUUUAACUAUAAUAAUGACCAACAGUUUAUUGAACCAUUUAAUAUUUCUGAUCAAAAUAAUAUAAACUCAACAACUAACAUUAGCAAUAUGAAUCAACUAUUAGCACCAAAUGCAAACGAAUUAAAAAACUCAUCAAAUAUUCAAAUGAAUGAAUCCUCAUUGAAAAAGAACAAAAAGAAAUCAUCAAUGAUUUAUAUUAAACUUUUACUAUUAAAUCCAAUUAAAGUAAUAUUAUCGUUUUCAUUUGUCAGAGAUGGUUUUGUUGGUCAUUCAAACUCCGAUAUGAUAGGUGUAUUACUAGAAGUAUUGGGUGUUAGUUUUGGUUUAGAUAGAACAACACUUUCUCUAAAUGCUUUAAUCUUAGAGCAUCCUUUCCUUUCAGAGCGUUCUUUUGCCAAUAGAAUCAAGACCCAUUAUACAAUGCAGUCGCUAAAUCAACUCUAUAAAGUUUUGGGAUCUUCUGAUAAUAUAGGUAACCCAGUCGGUUUAUUUAAUCACUUGGCUGCUGGUGUAAAAGACUUUUUCUAUGAACCUGCCCUAGGUUUAAUUACAUCCCCUAAAGAUUUUGGUAAAGGCUUAGCAAAAGGAAGCAUAAGUUUAUUAAAGAAUUCAGUAUAUGGUCUAUUUAAUACUCUUUCAAAACUUUCAAAUACUGUCGGUAAAGGUAUUGCUGUCCUAUCAUUUGAUGAUCAAUAUCUAAGAUAUCGUCAACGUUCACGUCAAAAGAAAGCAAAACAUAUUGGUGAUGGUAUUGCAUAUGGUAUUAGAGGUUUAGGAAGAGGUAUUGUCGAAGGUGUAAGUGGUGUAGUAGUUAAGCCAUAUGAAGGUGCUAUUAACAGUGGCGUUCAAGGUUUUGCUAAAGGUGUAGUUCAAGGUGUAGUUGGUGUUGGUGUUAAACCUGUAGUGGGUGUUUUCGAUUUAGCCACUCUUACCACUGAAGGAAUUAGAAACACAACUGGUCUCUUUAAAGAUACAACCAGAAUUCGUCCACCCAGAUGCUUUGGUACAGAUAAUCUCUUAGUGGAAUUUAAUUACGAACAAAGUGAAGGUCAAUAUAUUUUAGAAACUACUUUCAAAGGCAAAUUUAAAGAUACUGACACCUAUCUCAUCCACUUCCAUCAUGGUAAAAACAUAACAUUAAUAAGCAACCAUAGAAUCAUCCAUGUCAAAAACAACUACUCAUUUAAAUGGGCUGCUACUUUCGAAAAUAUAAAAUCCUGUGAAAUCACCCAUGACGGAAUACUUUUACAUUUUGAACAUUUACAAAGAAUUAUGGUUAUAGAUUACAGAACUCAAUUCACAAUUCCAAUUCCUGAAACACUUAAAGAUCAAAAAUUACAAUUACAUUUAAUUAUAAAAGAAAAAAUUCAAUCAAAAUUAAAUUAA
Dictyostelium purpureum is the source of this 12705-nucleotide messenger RNA. RefSeq lists its product as uncharacterized. The coding region runs from base 1 to 12705 and encodes 4234 amino acids. The record is from RefSeq and is a predicted model, not a curated record. Gene Ontology annotation, biological process: protein targeting to vacuole; protein retention in Golgi apparatus. Gene Ontology annotation, cellular component: extrinsic component of membrane. The transcript has 3 exons. NCBI's taxonomy places the organism in Eukaryota, Evosea, Eumycetozoa, Dictyosteliales, Dictyosteliaceae.